AUGCUGUGGGAUGUGGAUGCUGGUUUGGCACAACUUGAUAAAUAUUUAUAUUCAAAUGAGGAUUAUAUUAAGGCUGGUGCUCUUCUCGCCAUCGGAUUAGUAAAUACUGGCGUUCGUAAUGAAAAUGAUCCCGCUUUUGCGUUACUUUCCGAACAUAUUGAAAAUGAUGUUCGAGAUUUACUUCUUCCUCUCGUAAGUGAUACUACUUUAAAUAUGGAACUAGCUUCUCUCGCGGCUUUGUCUCUAGGUCUGGUUUUUGUUGGAUCUUGUAAUGGAGAUAUCACAAGCACAAUAUUGCAAACGAUGAUGGAACGUGAGGAUUCUCAAUUGAAAGAAACUUGGGGCAGGUUUAUGGGGCUCGGAUUAGCUUUACUUUACCUCGGUAAACAAGAUGCUGCAGAAGUGACUUUAGAAACUUUGAAGGCUAUAGAACAUCCUCUUAGCAAGCAGGUCGCAGUUCUAGUUGAAAUUUGUUCAUAUGCAGGGACUGGAAAUGUACUUAAAGUGCAGAAUAUGUUGCAUCUUUGUAAUGAUCAUUUAGAUAAAGACAAAGAGGAUGAUUUGUAUCAAGCUUUUGCUGUCUUAGGUGUAGCAUUGAUAGCCAUGGGUGAAGAUAUUGGUGCUGAGAUGGCAUUAAGGUCAUUUAACCAUUUGAUGCAUUAUGGUGAACCUGUUAUUCGUCGCGCAGUUCCCCUUGCAAUAGGCUUGCUUUGUGCAUCCAAUCCUUUGCUCAGUGUUUUAGAAACACUUAGUAAAUAUUCUCAUGAAAAUGAUACAGAUGUUGCUAUUAACGCGAUAUUUGCUAUGGGUCUUGUUGGCGCAGGAACGAAUAAUGCAAGAUUGGCACAGAUGUUGAGACAAUUGGCAUCAUAUUAUCAUAAAGAACCCAAUUGUUUAUUUAUGGUUCGAAUUGCACAGGGAUUGUUACAUAUGGGGAAAGGGACAAUAUCGAUUAACCCGUAUCAUUCUGAUCGACAAUUAAUGUCACCUGUCGGAAUAGCUGGUCUCUUAACAACACUAAUUGCUUUCACGGACGUUAAAAUGCGUGAGUUCCUUUUCCAUAAUCAUUCUGAGAUGAUAAAGAUUUAUUUUUAA
Messenger RNA from Racocetra fulgida, 1095 nucleotides. The record is from the annotation of a GenBank genome assembly. NCBI's taxonomy places the organism in Eukaryota, Fungi, Glomeromycota, Glomeromycetes, Diversisporales, Gigasporaceae.